AUGGACAGAGCAUGGUAUCCUGAGACAUAUGUCUAUAUUCAUUGGUAUGGUAGAGAAGCAAGUUGGGAAUCGCGGCUUAAUCUUCGAUUCGUUCAUGCUGGCGAUGAGCUGAAGACAGACAUGUUAAUCUACAAUGUGGCGAAGGAGCAAGAGGCUAAUUACUAUGAGGCACUCACAGGGGUGAGGCCGGAGUAUCCCCCGGCAAAUACUCAUAUGAAAAACAACCACUGGAGGAAUGUGAAUGCAUACCGAGGUGCAUACUGGUCUCAGCCACGUGCUGAGAAAAACAGGCGGAUAACUAGAGUCGAAUAUGAACCAGUUAUCCCGAACUCUGAAGAAAUUGAUGAGGGUAUAGGCAUGAGCAAUGGUAGUAGCUUCCAAGAAGCCAAUGAAGAAACUCAAGAGGGAUACUAUGAUGUUGAGGGAGGACAGAAAGUUCAGGACGAAAGGGAACAACAAGGAGAUGAUAUGGAAAGUUUUGAGAAAGUUCAGUUUCAGCGUGAUUUAAGCCCCAUCGAGGAGGAAGGUCCCAUCGAGGAGGAAGGUCCCAUCGAGGAGGAAGGUAGUGUUUCUGAGGGCGGAUCCGUCUUUACGCCUAACGGUAGCCCUAGCCGAUUUCGGUGGCAUGGUCAAACACAGCAGAGAUACGGUAUAUUUACUCCAAGAGCAACCAGGUCGCCUAGCUCUGGUUAUAUACCUCAGGGGGGUAGAGAUCAGGCCCGGGGAAUACCGGAAACGCCAAAUAACCGGGGUAUACUCAACCGGGGAAAUCAACAAUGGAUACCACCACGGGGUAACCAGCAGCGACAGACACCACAGUCCAGUCAGGGUAGCCAGCAGCGACAGACACCGCAGUCUAACCGCUCCAACCGCUCUAAUUAG
Messenger RNA from Penicillium hordei, 882 nucleotides. RefSeq lists its product as uncharacterized. The coding region runs from base 1 to 882 and encodes 293 amino acids. NCBI's taxonomy places the organism in Eukaryota, Fungi, Ascomycota, Eurotiomycetes, Eurotiales, Aspergillaceae. The record is from RefSeq and is a predicted model, not a curated record. The transcript has a single exon.